UUUUUUUUAGAGGUGGGUAAUUGCUCUCCCUCGCCAAGGCAGGUCUGUCCUUGAUUAUCAUUUUCUUACACUUUCUUUUCUUAUUGAAUCAAUAUAUAGAUCAAACAUAGUCUAAAAAUAGAUAGAUACAAAUCUGGUAUUAGCCAGAGCCAAAUAUAAAAUAAAUUCAACCAACAAACCAAACCGAUAAAAAAGCUAUAAACAAAAUUCCUAAAAAAAAGAAAAAAACCAAUUCUAACCACUUAACUAAAAUUUAACGACAUCACAUCUAUCAAUCAAUCAUUCAAUCAAUUAUGUGUACCUAUCUUUACGAGGAAGAACAAAAAAUGAGGAUGAGUCAUAAAAGAAACCAACUUGGUUUUUUCUUGGCUUCACUGUUGAUUUGGAUUAAUAUGGCAAUGGCUGAUGAGAAUUUUUCAUCAUCAUCAUCGAUUCACAUUGUAUACACAGAACAGCCCCAAAACAACGAGGAACCAAAGGCUUAUCACAUUGGAAUCUUAGCCUCUGUUCUGGGUAGCGAGGCCGCGGCCAAGGAGGCUCUGGCUUACAGUUACACCAACUCUGCUUCUGGAUUCUCUGCUAAGCUUACUCCACAACAGGUCGCCCUCCUUUCCAAAGAUCCACGUGUUCUUCAGGUUCUCCCAAAUAGAAAAAUGGAGCUGCAUUCAGGUAAGAAUAAAGCCAUAGGGAUGUUACAUUAACAUUCAACCAUUAAUUUAAUUAAUUUCUAUAUUAGAUAAUAUAUAAUUAAUCAUGGAGCUAAGAGAGACAGUCGGCCCUCUUUCUUUCUUUUUUUUUUUUUUUUUUUUGGGACAAUAUAAUUAGUUUUUUAAUUUUCAUGAUGAGGUAGUGUUUUGAUUGAUCUUGUAUUAAUAUAUUGUAUGGUACUUUAGCUUAUUUAAUUGUUGUGGUAAAAUAUUACUUAUUUUAUAUAAAGGGAAUUUCUCAUAAUUGCUUUGAAGAAAAUGAUCAAACUUUAAAAGUGGAAAUUUUAUGUAAUUUUAAUGUUUUCUCGUUUGUUGAUUGGUGGUGGUACCCCUUUCUCUAAUGAUCAUAUUGAAUUUAAGUCAAAUUUGGGAAA
Molecule: messenger RNA, 1081 nt
Organism: Cannabis sativa
Lineage: Eukaryota; Viridiplantae; Streptophyta; Magnoliopsida; Rosales; Cannabaceae
Product: subtilisin-like protease SBT3.4
Exons: 1
Coding region: 294-701 (135 amino acids)
Source: RefSeq, a predicted model, not a curated record